UCCUCCCUCCCAACUAUAUGAUAUAUCAUCACAUUAACAUGUGGAAAUUAAAUCGCCUCCAUUUCCGUGACUAACUUCCACUACUCUGUGCACUCCGCUCACACUACAUACACCGCCCAUAUCCAAGACAAAAACCAGGCCGGUGAUAAGUUUUUUUUUUUUUUUUUUUUUUUUUCCUGAACCGGUUCGUCGCGAACCCAACUAAUGGCCGCUCUGUUACCUUGCACGCCGACUAUACUCUCUGCUCCGUUCGGGAACCGGACCGGGAGCCAUCUUCCACUUCGACCUCACUCCCACGCUUUCUCGGCUUCUUCCAAACGCUUUCUUCGAGGUUCGCUUUCUAUUGCCCGAUUUGGAUUUCAACCCGGUUUCUUGCCCGAACCGGAUGACGCUGAGGUCGUUAUCAGGGAAUUGCUUGCCCGAGCGGAGGGUUUUUUUUACACAAUUGCCGAUGCCGCUGUUUCGUCUUCCGAUACAGCGAUAACUACCACCACCACCGCCGCCAAACAGAACAACGAUUGGCUUUCUGGAAUUACCAAUUACAUGGAAACUGUUCUCAAGGUGCUCAAGGAUGGGCUUUCUACUUUGCAUGCGCCGUAUGCUUAUGGUUUUGCAAUUAUACUGCUCACUGUUCUUGUAAAAGCUGCCACAUUUCCAUUGACAAGAAAACAGGUAGAAUCUGCCAUGGCUAUGCGAUCUUUGCAACCUCAAGUAAAAGCUAUCCAGAAACAGUAUGCUGGGGAUCAGGAGAGAAUUCAACUUGAAACUGCUCGAUUAUAUAAAUUAGCCAACAUUAAUCCUCUAGCAGGAUGCCUGCCUGUUCUCUUAACAACACCGGUUUGGAUUGGGCUAUAUCGAGCCUUUUCUAAUGUAGCAGAUGAAGGACUCCUUAAUGAAGGCUUCUUUUGGAUACCUUCUCUUUCUGGCCCAACUACAAUUGCAGCUCGGCAAAAUGGAAGUGGCAUCUCUUGGCUUUUUCCUUUUGUGGAUGGUCACCCUCCCCUUGGAUGGUCAGAUACAUUGGCUUACCUUGUCUUGCCUGUUUUGCUGGUUGUCUCUCAAUACAUUUCUCUUCAAAUAAUGCAGUCAUCAUCACAGGCUACUGAUCCCAACGUGAAGAAUACUCAAGUCUUAAACAAGCUCCUUCCGUUAGUAAUUGGUUAUUUUGCACUUUCAGUUCCUUCUGGUCUUAGCCUUUACUGGUUCACCAAUAACAUAUUGAGCACUUUACAGCAAAUAUGGCUUCAAAAGUUAGGAGGCGCAAAAAAUCCUGUGAGACAAGUUCUAGAUGGUAAUGUGAAGGAUGACCUAAUGCAGAUUCAGAAGUCAGUAACUAAAUUGAAUUCCACAGAAGUUGAAGAAGCCAGGAAAAGUGAGAAAUUGACAUCAGAGGGGCCACGACCUGGUGACAGAUUUAAGCAAUUGAUGGAGCAAGAGACAAGGAGGAAACAACAGCGAGAAGAAGAAAAAAGGAAAGCUGCAGCUAAAGCAAAUCAGGAGCAAACAAUUGAAGGGGGAAAUCAAGCUGUAAGUGACUUAGUUGAAAAAUCGCAUUCUGUGGCUGCGGAUACUGAUCCAUCCAUAUCUGGAGUAGUAAAUGGUAAUCCAUUAAGUAAGGACUUGGAGGGAAAUCAGAAUUCUACAUCUACAUCUGAUAGUGAAAAUAACGAAGGUUCUUCUCAUUUCAAUGCAGUAAACGAGAAAAUUCUAGAAAAGGAACCAAGAGAAGUAUUAACAACCAGAGCUACUACAAACAAGCAACAUCAUGGAGAAGACCUAGACCGCGUGACAAAGGAUUGACCAAUUAGAAGAGUUAUAAAUUCAGCUGCUGUGAGAUUGACCAGCCCAGUUGGCGUCUAUAGUAUAGGCUAUGUUAGAAACGCGACGUCCCAUGCAAUCUGAAGUUUCUCUGCUUAACACUGGACAUUGCCACACAAAUGAUAGAAUGAAAGAGAUUAGAGAUGUCUACCAUCGCUGGUGGGGGGAGGAUUGGGUUUGAUUUACGAUUUGAUGGCUGAUAUGCAGUUAUAUAGUUUAAGUUUGUAUUAUAUUUUUUUCCACAAUUUUCACUAGUUAUUUAAUAAAUAAAGAGAAUACCCCAUAUAGUCUGCUUGUCAUCAUCCAUUCUAUUUUUGUUUGUUGCUGUACGAUGAGUCAAUAAAGUCUGGUCUAGGCAUGUAAGAGGACUUUACAAUGGGCUUUAUAGUAUUUUUCUCGUAAUAUUCGACCACUUGCACUGAUUA
Cicer arietinum (chickpea) is the source of this 2243-nucleotide messenger RNA. Its product is annotated as ALBINO3-like protein 1, chloroplastic. Gene Ontology annotation, cellular component: chloroplast thylakoid membrane. Lineage: Eukaryota; Viridiplantae; Streptophyta; Magnoliopsida; Fabales; Fabaceae. The record is from RefSeq and is a predicted model, not a curated record. Gene Ontology annotation, biological process: protein localization to chloroplast; protein insertion into membrane; thylakoid membrane organization. Gene Ontology annotation, molecular function: membrane insertase activity.